UCUUUCCUAUGCUGUCUCUGCCAAGUACCUUUUCAAACUCAGACUUGGAUCUCUUGUGUUUCUCAGCAGUUUCCUGCAGUGACUGCUGGCACUCCACCGCAGCUCGGGCUACAUGGUGAUGCCGUGACCAGGCUGGAGAUGGACCUGACCUGUGCCAUCUGCCUGGACACUUACCUUGAGCUGGUGAUGCUGAGUUGUGGUCACAGGAUCUGCAGGGAUUGCACCCAGGAGGAGUGCCCGCAGGACCGUUGCCCACUAUGCCAUACCCAGGCAGACCCAGAGGAGGAAAGGCCUGAAGUGCAAUGUGAAGAGAAGGGGGAAAGCUUGGGACAGCAAGAUGGGGUGAUCCUGUGUGACUUCUGCCUUCAGGAGUCCCAGCCAGCCGUGAAGACCUGCAUGAACUGCGAGGCCUCCCUCUGCCAAGCCCACCUGAGCAAGCACAACACAAAGAGCCCUCUGAAAGAGCACGUCCUGAUAGAACCCUGUGAAGCUCAGGUUUUGGCUGAGAGGAGAUGCCCCCAGCAUGGCAGGCUGCUGGAGUGCUACUGUGUGACAGACUCCGUCUGCAUCUGCAUGCUGUGCUGCAUCAUCAGCUCCCACAAGGACCACGAGAUCACCACUCUGGAGGAGGCUUUUGGCAAAGCACAGGGUUUUUUUACUGAAACCCUGGAAGCAGUGAAAACCCACGAAGCUGCGCUGAAUCACAGCAUAGAAAACCUGCUGAAACAAGAGGAGGAAGUAAAGACUGAGGAGGGCCUGCAGAGGGGUCGGCUGGAGAGCCUCUUCAAAGAGAUGAGUCUGCAGCUAGGAAACAGAAAAGAAGAAGUCCUGAAAGUUCUCAGUCACAACGAGGAGCAACAGCUUUCUUGGAUUCAGAAGGGGAUGCAAAAACACAAAGAGGGGAAGGAUGCAGCCAGCCGUGAUGUACGGGAGCUGGAGGCUCUGAGAGAUCAGAAAGACCUCCUUCUUUUCAUCAAGGCUUUUUCAGCAAUUCAGACCAGGGAACACGAACCAGUUUCUAAGAAUGCUGAUUUAAAACCAAGGCCACCCAUUAUUUUGGAUAAAUUAACAACAGAUGGUACUCUAAGGCUUUUCCAGCAAUUCCUCUCAGACAUGCAGUCCUUAUUUAAAUCACCGCCUGUUCAUGAACAUCUGACAACUUCAGUGUGUCAAGAAGGCAGAUUUGCUUUUGGGAGCAAGGCAUUCCAUGUGUCCCCACGGCACCUACCCACAGUUCCCAAUGUGGAUGCAUUAACAGCCCCUAUCCCCCAGUUCAAGAGCAAUGAGAGCUUCUCAGAAGGCUGUCACUUCUGGGAGGUAGACACUAGCAACAUGAGACACUGGAUGCUUGGAAUUGCUUGUCCCAGGUUUCAGUGCUAUCUGGAAGCGUCUUCUCAUUACCUCUCUCUGUUCCUAGAUAAAACACUGAUCACGGGAAAGCACUUUCCUACAGCCCUCAAAGUGAUCAGGGUAGAGGUAGACUGUGGAAGAAAUAGGCUGUCAUUUUAUAACGUGUCUGUCAAGGAUGGAGAUCCUACUGACAGUCUCCAUCUUUUAGAGGCAGUAAGCAUCCCUUUCAGCUACCCUGUCCAUGCUAUCUUCAAGAUAUUUGAAGGCUCUCUGAAGCUCCUGUAGUGAUGUGGGGACAAGGUGCUGUUUUGUAUUUCCAGGCGAUCUAUCAGGACUGCUGCUGCAUGGAAGCUAUGCUAAGCUGGCAUAUUAGAAACUGGAAUUGGGGCUGCUGUGAUGGCUUUAUCUCUGUGAGGGCAAGGCCUCUGUGGGGUGUAUCACAGCACACAGCUGCUUACCGCAAGAACUCCUGUCUUCUGUUAGUCACAAUGGAAAUGCUGUUAAGUUGUGCUUUUUUGCUCAGCUGUACCAAAUUCCGUGUUGGCUGCAUGCUAUUACAUCUGGUUUUUACUGAACAGCAGUUCAGUUCAUAAAGAAGUUGAACUGCUACAGAACAAAGCAGCAGCAAUGAUGAUCUUUAAUGCACAACUGAAGCCAUCCCGUGCAGAAGCAAAUCUGGGCUGGGAGGCGAGUAGAGACUAGGUGGUAAGACAUCCCGUUUCCUUUCUCUCCACUGCUGACAUCCCCUGUGAGGACUCUGAUAGAUCAUUUACCAACUUUUUUGCAUGAAUUUUGGGUUUUCUUUUCACCUGUGCAAAAAUCUCACAGCAAAGGGAACAAUAAAGCAGAAAACUCUUGUGCUUUUA
Molecule: messenger RNA, 2216 nt
Organism: Pezoporus flaviventris
Lineage: Eukaryota; Metazoa; Chordata; Aves; Psittaciformes; Psittacidae
Product: E3 ubiquitin/ISG15 ligase TRIM25-like
Exons: 7
Coding region: 139-1635 (498 amino acids)
Molecular function (GO): zinc ion binding
Source: RefSeq, a predicted model, not a curated record